Messenger RNA from Ictalurus furcatus (blue catfish), 2797 nucleotides. RefSeq names its product ATP-binding cassette, sub-family H, member 1 (gene abch1). Gene Ontology annotation, molecular function: ABC-type transporter activity; ATP hydrolysis activity; ATP binding. Lineage: Eukaryota; Metazoa; Chordata; Actinopteri; Siluriformes; Ictaluridae. The coding region runs from base 383 to 2542 and encodes 719 amino acids. Gene Ontology annotation, biological process: transmembrane transport. Gene Ontology annotation, cellular component: ATP-binding cassette (ABC) transporter complex; membrane. The record is from RefSeq and is a predicted model, not a curated record. The transcript is spliced from 20 exons.
AGGUCCGUAAUUAGAUUCCUGCUGUCCGUGUAAACGCAGUCAGUGUCGGCUGAAAAUGGUCCACCAGACAAAUAUCUGCUUGGUGGUGUUCCAUUUUCAUUGACGGGCAGGGUAGAGGGGCUACAGUCGGUAACUGUAUAGUUUGAUUCAUUCUUCCUGGGAGUCGAUUCGUUGAAAAAAAAAAAAGAUUCACUCGUCAUAAAAUGGAAGCUUCAUUCUGACCCAGGCCUGAAUGUGUCAAACAAGGACCCCAGUGCUAGGCGUAUUUAGACUUGCCCACUGUGCUGUAAUGCGGUUCAGGGUUUAACGGGUUAACCCGCACAUCUGCGUUCACCGACGUAACCGCAACUCAGUGCGCUCGCGCGCUUUACCGACCGGCUUCAUGGCUCAUACAGGAGAUGCAGACGCUCUUCACGGCAUCACUGAGAUGGAGAAACUGAGUGGUGGUGAGUGUGAGAUGAUGAAGGCAGAUCUGGAGGCUUCGCUCUCGGAGAGCUGCAGGUCAGCUAUUCAGUGUCGGGAUGUGUGUCGCUCCUACGGAAAGCUGCGAGUCCUCAGCAGCCUCAACCUGUCUGUACCUCAGGGCCACAUUUACGGCUUGCUGGGCCCGAGCGGUUGUGGGAAGACUACUCUGCUGAAGUGCAUCGUGGGAACUCUGAAGAUCUCCAGAGGUCACAUCAGCGUGCUCGGGAAGCCGCCGGCGUUCCCCGGACACGAGGUGCCUGGAAAGAUGGUGGGAUACAUGCCACAGGACAUAGCUCUGUAUAACGAGUUCACCAUCAGCGACACGCUCUGGUUCUUUGGCCGAAUCCACGGCCUCUCAUCCAAAGAGACGCGGGAGCGGAUGAAGUUCCUCGUCGAAUUUCUGGACCUCCCGCAGAAGAACAGUCUCGUCAGAAACCUCAGUGGGGGUCAGCGACGCCGCGUUUCUCUGAGUGCUGCUCUUCUUCAGAACCCUCAGCUCCUCAUCCUCGACGAGCCCACAGUAGGAGUAGAUCCUGUUCUACGAGCCAAAAUAUGGCAGCACCUGGUGGAGAUUGUGAAAGGAGGACAGGUGUCCGUCAUCAUCACUACACACUACAUAGAGGAGGCCAGACAAGCCAACAUGGUGGGGUUAAUGAGGAACGGGAGACUGCUGGCGGAAGCCAACCCAGAGGAGAUCAUGAAGCAGCACAAUGCAGUCACCCUGGAGAAUGCUUUUCUACAGCUUUGUGAGGUCUCGGACCAAGUGGGGCCCCCAGACAGUUCUCAGGGUCCUGUGUACAGUAACAGCGUGUCUCCAGACAGCCUGAGGGACGAGUGCAGAGAGCCCAUUUUGGGGAAGGAUGUAUCGGCGACAUCAGACAUCCCCAAAUUUAAAGCGGACUGGAAGGCGAGAGCGCGGCACGUCAUUCCAAAAUGGCGAAACAUCGCAGCGCUGACGAUCAAGACGAUGGUGCGAAUGAGAAGAAAUCCGGGCUCACUGUGUUUUCAGUUCCUGUUGCCCGUGAUUCAGAUCUGUCUGAUGUGUUUGUGCAUCGGCGGUGAUCCGAAGGGCAUCCAGGUGGCUGUGGUCAAUAACGAAACCAGCUCGGGCGCCUACAGCCGCUCUCUCCUCUCUUUCCUCGACAACACCAGCAUCUCCCAGGUGAACCUCUCCCAUUCUGCUGCUUUUGAAGGCGCCCGUAACGGGGAGUACUGGGGCGUCAUCGAGUUUGGCAAGAACUUCACCAGCUACCUGACCAAAAGGAUGUUGCAGCCGAGAGUCUCCAGAGACAUUGUCGAGGGGGGGUCCGUCCACGUUUGGCUCGACUUGACGAAUCGACAGAUAGGAAUAAUGCUGCAAAAGAAGCUGCAUGAAGCAUUUCAGGCUUUCGUGGGAAGUAAGAUGGGCAGUCAGGCCUACCUAGUGUCUGUUCCAAUUAAGUUCGAGGAGCCAAUAUACGGCAGUCAGAACACUACAUUCACUACGUUUGUGACUCCAGGAGCUGUCCUGAGCAUCACUUUUUACCUGGCGGUGGGACUCACUGCUCUGUCCUUCGUCUUGGAAAGGAAAGAAGGGCUGUUGGACAGGUGCUGGGUGGCAGGCGUGAGUUCUCUGGAGACCAUGCUGGCACAUCUCUUCACUCAGCUGUUGGUCAUCAGCGUCCAGAUCAUCCUGCUCCUGCUCUUUAUCCUGCUCGUCUUUAAGAUUCCCAACGAAGGCUCCCUGGUCCUAGUCAUCUGCCUGAUCGUUCUUCAGGGUGUGACCGGAAUCUCCUUCGGAUUGGUUAUUUCGUCCGCCAUCGACGACGAGCAAUCGGCCAAUCAGGCAGCUCUCGGCAUCUUCUAUCCCAACCUCAUCAUCAGCGGUGUCAUUUGGCCGGUGGAGUGUAUUCCGUAUCCGCUGCGAUACCUGAGUCUUGUGCUGCCUCAGACGUACGCAUCUGAAGCCCUGCGAUGCAUUAUGUACCGAGGAUGGGGUCUGUCGCGCAUGAUGGUGUGGCGCGGCUUCGCCGUCACGCUCGGCUGGAACACGUUCUUCCUCAUGCUGGCCACCGUCAUCCUCAAGCUGAGGACAUGAAGGACGCCGGUCACUGGAAGGAGCUUCAGAUCAUGGAGAGAGGCAUCAGGCGAGUCCCAGGCUUCAUGGAGAAGACAAGGCCUCUCUCUCACUCAAUAAUUUUUGUUGCGGCUCUCACGAGUGGAAGAAUGGGGAUUUUUCACCUGCAGUAGGGCCGCUAAUCAGAGUUCACUAUUAGGCCGAAGGCUACCUCGGAGUAGCCGAUCAGGCUCUUCUUUUUUCAUAAGAACCAGAACCAGAACCAGUCACCUCAGG